Thermothelomyces thermophilus ATCC 42464 is the source of this 372-nucleotide messenger RNA. RefSeq lists its product as uncharacterized. The transcript has a single exon. Bases 29 to 229 code for a protein of 66 amino acids. The record is from RefSeq and is a predicted model, not a curated record. Lineage: Eukaryota; Fungi; Ascomycota; Sordariomycetes; Sordariales; Chaetomiaceae.
GAAGUGGGCGAGUCGGCUGAGUUGAGCAAUGAAGCGAAUUAAACCGGGCACCGGGCGCGAAGAGGACGGCGACUGGCUGGGCGAAAGCAAGGCGGCACGGGAUUUAGCAGCGGUUUCAAGGGCAACGGCAAUCGAAGACAAUCGAGUCACCCUCGCUUCCGGCUUCCCGCCUCCUGCUUUCUGCUUCCUGCUUCCUGUUUCUUGCUUCUUGCUUCUUCUUGCUUCUUGAGUCCUGCUUCCUGCUGCGUGCUGCACAAAGUCGAAUGAAAAACAAAACCCGGCGAUGUGUCAAUGGCUCCAAGAUAGAAAGCCAACGAGCGGCACCGGAGAUAUGAUAUAAAAGAACGAAGCAAAGCAGUACUUAACGAGGGA